CCGGCGACCCUGACCAUGGCGUCGUCCGCCGGCCGUGGCGGCGCCGAGAUCAAGCACCCUAGGGUGCUGCUGCCCUUCACCUGCGACAGCCUGCGCAUCCCUGACGAGCUCGCCGAGGGGAUCGGCGCCGGGGAGGCCCUCGUCGUCGGCCCGGCCAGCGGAACGGCCAAGCACUGGCGCGUCGAGGUCGGGUGGGACGGCGACGGCGCGUUCCUGGGGCGCGGGUGGCCGGAGUUCGCGGACGCGUGUGGUGUCGAAGCGGGGUGGCUGCUGGUCCUCCGCCACCGCGGCCAAGGCCUCCUCACCGUCAAGGCGUUCGAUGCCAACUGCUGCCUCAGGGAGCUCCCCGCUCCCUCUCCGCCUGCAGUUGGAGCAACCGCGAGCAGCAAAGAUGCCUCCCGGAAGCCACAGUUCAUCAGGGUGCAUUCGAGAGAUUUCAUGGAAAAGCUGCUAAUACCUGCUGAGUUUGUGCAACAAUAUCUCUCCGAUGAGAACUUGAACAAUCGUACAGCCAUUAUUUUCGGCCCCCUCGGCAAAGUUUCUCACAUUGAGCUCGAGAAGAAUUCGUCAGAUGUGUUCUUUGCAGGUGCCUGGUCACAGUUUCUGGUGUUUCAUUACAUCACUGAAGCUGAUGCUCUGCUGUUGAGGUAUGAGGGCAACAUGGUGUUUACAGUCAAAGUGUUUGGUCUUGAUGGAUACCAGAGAGACUCCAAGCACAAGGAAACCAGAGCUAAACAAGUAUCAACAUCAGCAGACAUUGAAGAGCAGGAGCGGCAGGAAGCACCAUCUUUUUCCAUUCAAAAGCAUUGCAAGAACAAAGUGCCAGGUAGUGCUGGUGAAAAGAAACCAAAAGGGAUCGUGACUCCUAUAAAUGAGGAGUCAUCAUGGAUGAAACCUGUUUAUGAGAUUGGACCGCCAUUAUUUGUAAAGAAGCAGAUCAAUGCCAACACACUUAAGGAACUCGCUUUGGCAAAACCUUUCUGUGAUGCAAUUGGGUUGCACGGACCUUGCAUAAUAAUCACCCUCAAGACCUCAAUGAGCAAUACCGAAUCCUGGAAGGUGCAUGCUGUUCAACGCAAGGAUAUGGGCUACAGGCUCCUACAGGGUUGGAGGUUGUUCUGCUCGGAUAACAGUAUCGAGCUAGGCGACAUCUGCACCUUCACUGUCAUCGAGACCACAGUGUGGGACGUCAUUGCCACUCGUUGUAAGGAAACAAUAAAUCAUCUCUGCAAUGAAACCCCAUCUGCUUCCAGUAGGAAGCAUAAUACGAUGAACAACGAGUCAAGUAAUAAAGGUGAAAAGAGACCAAAAGUCUCAAUGACUGCUUUGAAUAAGACAUCACCUAGGGGAUGUGUCUUUGAAAUUGGGCCACCCGCUUGGAUAAAGAAGGAGAUCAACUCUACCACAGUUGAAAAUAGACUUUAUUUGCCACCGGUCUUCUGUGAGGCGAUUGGGAUCUUGAAACCUUGCACUGUCACGCUUAAGACAUCGAUGAGCUGUACAAGGUCGUGGCAGGCGCGCGUCGCCCCGUACGAUGGCAGCAGCCACCAUGUUUCAGGGCCAGGCUGGAGGCAGUUCUGCAGGGAGAACAGGAUCAAGGUGGGUGAGAUCUGCACCAUCAACAUCUUUAAAACCACCCUGUGGCAUGUCAUCAUCAGUUCGCCAGAGUGAUGAAUGGCAUCUGUUUGCUAGCAAAGCACUGGGUGGACUGUUCUUAUCAUGGGAUGCACAAGUUUAACAGUAACUUGUCAUACAAUGUAUAAGUGCUUAGCUUGAACGCUUCAAUGCCGUUGUAUCAUUUGAGAUGAUUUGCUUAAUCACAUAGCAGAGUUAGCUGAA
Molecule: messenger RNA, 1839 nt
Organism: Panicum hallii
Lineage: Eukaryota; Viridiplantae; Streptophyta; Magnoliopsida; Poales; Poaceae
Product: putative B3 domain-containing protein Os04g0347400
Exons: 8
Coding region: 16-1671 (551 amino acids)
Molecular function (GO): DNA binding
Source: RefSeq, a predicted model, not a curated record